UCAGAGGUUCUCCAGCUGCCCUUGGCCAACUGCAGCCGCUAUCAGUCUCAGCCAGACUGUCUACUGUCCCGGGACCCCUACUGCGCCUGGGACAGCGAGGGCCGCGCCUGUGUCCGCAUCGACCUCCACCGCGGGUCCACCUCCUCCCUGUCACAGGACCUCAUGCUGGAGAGGUUCAGCCGGGGCAAGGCCAAGUUUGACAAGCCCGUCUCCAUCCCCAGCCCUGAUCACUCCCGCCUGCGGAACGUGACGGUGGUGGUAGGCUCGGACAUGGUGCUUCCCUGCCAGCUGGUGUCCAACCUGGCCCAGCCCACCUGGGUCCUAAACGACCGGGAGCUCCCGCUGGGCGACCUCGAGGCGGGGGGCCCUCGCUUCGACCGGGCCCUUCGAGCUCUGGUGGUUCCCCAGGCGGGCCAGCUGCAGGCGGGCCGCUACGUGUGCUACUCGGAGGAGCAAGGGGUCAAGUUCCAGACGGAGCGCUACCAGGUGGCCGUGGUGGCCAGCGCGCCCGUCUUCAUGGAGGCCCGGGCGCCGGACGGCAGCAUGGGGCUGUUCUGGGUGCUGGUCAUCACGCUGGGCGCGGCCUGUCUUCUGCUCCUGGUGGUGGCGCUGUACCUCCGCAGGCGUCUGAAGCUGGCGCUGGGCAAAGGGGCGGAUAUGAAGCCCCUGGAGAGCACCUUGGUGUACCCCAUCACCCUGCCCAAAGAGCCGCCCACCUUCGUGCCCAGCAAGAUGCCCUGCGACGAGGACCGCUUCUGGGAGACGGGCGCCAACUACUACUACUCGGACGGCUCGCUGAAGAUCGUCCCCGGCCACGCCCUGUGCCCCAGCGCCAGCACGUCCUCUCCCAGCGCCAUCCCCGGCCAGCCCAUCCACUCCCCCAGCCGCCUCAGCCUCACCAACAUCCGAGGCCAGGGCAGCAACGGCUACAUCCGCCUCAACCUGAGCUCGGCUGGGGAGGAGAGGGUUAGCGGGGGCGGCGCGGGGGGAGGCGGGCUGGCCGGAGGGCUGGGUGGGGUGGGGAACGACUACACGAGCCCCUUCAAGGAGGAGCUGAGGAGGACCCUGCAGCAACGGAGCGUGCUGCCCGACGCCAACCCCGAGGAGUCGUCCGUCUAGCGAGUCCUCGUCCGUGGGGAAAUAAACAACCAACAACUAACCUACCUCCCUCCUUCAAAAGGACCACACUCAAUUUCUUUACUCGGCUACUCUCUCUCUUUCUGUGUGUGUCUUUCUUCCACUGUCUCUCUGCCAAUGCCUGUUUGGUUGAGUCUGUGACUGGAGACCGUUUUAGCACAUAGCAUGUCACACACACACACACAGCAAACCCGCUCUGCGUCCUCUCUUGUAAUUAUUGUGCUCUGGAAGGCACGCGUCGGCCGCGGUGUCUCUUGAGUGGUUCGACGAGGCUCUUUGUUUCCCCGCUGUGCCAUCCCGAGCUGUGUGCAUCUGUAUUUGAAGGCAGCAAAACGCAUCGCAGCCUGUCUAGAGCAUGGCAGGAAAACCAACACGCUUGUUUCCAUGGGACACGUGGUCCUGUAAAGAAUGGACCAAUCAGAACAUGACAAGGUGUCAGCCCCUGAGCUGAACCAAUAAGCAGGCGGGGGCGGGCAGGAAGAUGGAAUGACCUGCUCUUUUCACAAUGAGACUUUCUUUUCUGCACUUAAAAAAGUCGAACAGAGUAUGUUGUAUUAAUGAGCCAAGAGAGGGAGAGAGUUCUACAAAAGACUAAUUAAUCUCAGAGCGAGACGACAAUCACGUCCCUCUCUCCGGGGUUCGACCUGGGGAGGAAGGGGUGGAACAAAGAAGAGCGAGAGAGAAAUGAAGCUUGAGUGGGAAAGACUGGGGGGGGGGGGGGGCUUUGUGUGAAGGACAAACUCUCCGACUUUCUCAAUUUGUACUUUUUUCACGUUGUCUUUCUCCAGAGAGACUGCUUCGACCCCUGCCACAUUCAUUUGUGGUGAUGGUUUAAAUGAAGACGUUGCUAUGUGUUCUUUUACUGUUUGUUAUGGACUACAGUAGUGUUCAGUUGUGACCAAUGGCUUUAAAGCACCCUUCUGAGAAUGUGGCACUUAGAAAAACCUUGCCUUUGCCGCACAAAAUAGUAUAACUCUACAAGUGAACCCCACUAAUGCACCUAUAGAGAAAAUAAGACGCAUCUACUAAUACGUUUUGGGUUAUUAGGUUUCUUCCAUUUGCGCUUCACUUGGUUCUGUGGCUUUUGGACAGUUUGAAUUGAACCCAGAUCCUCAGAACAGCACAGAUACAAUUGUAUUUUCAGACGAAGGUAUUGCUUAAUAUGGGGGGCGACUGGUGGAAUGUAGUUGACUGGUCACUGAGCUGUUGUGAAUACAGUGGAUAUCUUAACAAGUGCUUUGUUUGGGUGGGGGGGAGGCUUGUACUGCCAUAAACAAAGCCCUCCCUUUUGCACCACCCUGGAUGCCAAACCUGGAAGUGGAUUGUAACUGGACAUUGCCCCCCUGUGGCCCUGACCCAACCCUCAUACCGACGCCCGGAGAAUGACCUGGAGCCACUGUGGAUAACCUGGACACUCUGCAACGGAAGGACACUGUUAAACCACACACACACCCACACACACACUGCCCGUGCUGACGGAGGAAUGGGCGGGGUGAGAGAUGGAUGAGUCAGGUGGAAAGCCGAUGUCUCCGGACAGGAUGCAGCAGCUCAUCGGUCCGAGGGAUGGCUUUGGUGACACGUCCGCAAGGGCAGGAGGACCACACACACACACACACACACACACACACACACACAGAGGGAACGUAAGGAUAAGUGUCUUUUUUUUCUUUCUCUCCCACAAUGUAGGGACAGCAGAAGGGGAUGUAGUAUACUGAACGAUCCUUAGGUUGAAGAGGUACUUCACAUCAGUGGUUUCACCCUCGUGUUGCAUGACCUUUCUGCAAAUGUACUAUACAUCUUUGACUCCCAUGGUCGCCCCUUGUAGAAAUGACGGACGUUUCAACUUUUCCAAAACUCCAACAUUCUAUCGAAGAAGAAAACAACAUUUUCAUAUUUAUGGUUAAGAGUUGUAAGAACUGAUGACAUUGUAAAGUUGUUUAUUUUUGCAGUGCCUCUUCACCUUUGGAUAAGCCAAAGUAGACUGCAGUAGCUUUUUUUUUUCUCUCUGCGUCAUUCAUUUUAUUUCAUGUUUUAUUUCAUUCCACUUUUUAUAUUUAAGUUUAUACAGUCCGUCCACUUCAUAGAACUGAAGUUGGGAAAGCAACGUUCCUGCAUAUUUAACACAGCGUACAGCGCGGCGCUCCUCAGAGAGAGAGAGUGAGAGAGAGCGCUCUAGGCUGGUGGACAUCCUGUUUACAUGUCGGUAGUUAUCUACUAGAGCCUAUCUCUAUCCUGAUCUCGACCAUAUGAAAGGCUGAAUACAUUACCAAAACGUAGAACUUUGGAGAGCUUCGUAUCUUGCCCGUAACCAAAACAAGUUGCUGUGCUUUCAGAAAAGAUCAGAUGUUUUAAUGUGUCUCAAUAUAAUGGUUCAAAGAACCACUUCAUUACUAAUCGAUUAGCCACUGAGACCCUCCAAUCCAGCAGUUUCAAACCAUACAAGCUCUCCGAUGUAGAUUCUUUUGAUUUAGGCCUUUCAAUUUUGCAUUGCCUUUUUUUUUACGUUAUGAAAGAUACAUUUGGAUAUUCUCUAAGAUGUAAGACAUUUCAUAAAAGGAAUAUACAGGUCUCAAGAUGAAGAAAAACAAUCAGCAUGUUAUAUCUGGAUCUGCUAAACAUCCAUAGAAGUGUUCUCACUUCACGCUAUAAGUUGUAUUGCUCUGUGAUUAUAAUUUGUAGUGUCAUUAUCCUAAAUUUUGUUUCACAUUUGCUCCCCUUUUUUUGCUUUAAGUUGCAACGGUUCCUGUCUUUUCAUGAUCUUGUAUGUUUGUUUUUAAAGGAUGUUUAGUAACUUAUUUUGCUUGUACAAACAUUACGAUAUUUAUUAUCAUUGUACAUAUGUCCUUAUUUUUUAUAUGUGUAUAUACAUACAUGAAUAAAACGAGACCUC
Messenger RNA from Hypomesus transpacificus, 4027 nucleotides. RefSeq names its product sema domain, immunoglobulin domain (Ig), transmembrane domain (TM) and short cytoplasmic domain, (semaphorin) 4C (gene sema4c). Gene Ontology annotation, biological process: negative chemotaxis; positive regulation of cell migration; muscle cell differentiation. The transcript has 4 exons. NCBI's taxonomy places the organism in Eukaryota, Metazoa, Chordata, Actinopteri, Osmeriformes, Osmeridae. The annotation marks the transcript as partial. Gene Ontology annotation, molecular function: semaphorin receptor binding; chemorepellent activity. The record is from RefSeq and is a predicted model, not a curated record.